GGAGAUGGCGGAUAGUCGAAGUCGCGAUGAAGGUGCGAGAUAGCGUGACGAGUCGUGGUGCAUGCCAUUCCGGUGGCAACCAGCCCCGCGUCCGACCAUUUACGGCAUCCCGAGGCCUUCGCUCCACCACCUCCUUGUGCACGCGACCAUAUCCUUCCCAUCUCCGACAGAGUAAAGCGUCAACUCGUUUAACAAAGUGGAUCGCACGGGCACCGUGCGCUGAACGCAUUCCUGGCAUUUUGUCCCCGUGGCCACUUCAGCUCAGAUACACACAGAGGGCAGAGUAGACGACAACCCCUAACAACAAACACGUAUCAUGCAGCAACAUAACGGCCUGCUCCAGUUGCCCCGAGAACUCCGCGAUGAAAUCUUUGCCCUCGUAUUCAACUCUACAAGACUUACGUUUGGUUUUCGAUAUACCUCCCGUCAUGGCGAACGGUUCAUGAAACCUGCCCCACAUUCAUUGGCCCUACUGCGUGUAUGUCGACAAAUUCACAACGAGACGCACGAUAUUUGGAUUAAGCGUGUUUUGUUCAACUUCGAAGAUCCUCAGACAAUGCUCAACAGGCUUUCCGAGCUCCCAGACUCUACCGUAGCUAAGAUCCGGCACCUGCGCCUUUCCGGCUUCCUAAUGAUGCGUUACCUCAAAGGCUUCGACGAUUUGAUGUAUCGACAUGACUCAGUGUUCCAGCUACUCCCUGCGCUUCGUCUCGAUUGCUUGACCAUCUUGGCAGUUCCACCAGCUGCGCCAGAAUAUGACGCCAUCACAAACCUGAUCAAUCGCGGCAACGGCUGGAAGGAGCUUCGUUACAUCACCCGGAGUUCGCGCAUGCUCGGUUUUAGUCCGUCAAGAAGUCAUGGGUCUCGUGAUACUGGCGAUAUCUGCCGUCAGCCUCAACCCAAAGCUUGGAACGAGACCAUCAUGAAACGGGACAGUGAAGGAUCAGGGGCAUUUGUACAGAUUUAUCGGUCAAAGGAAGAAGAUGAUUGUGCAUCUGUUCUCUGCCCGCAUAGGUGGGAGGUUUUUAAGCAGAACUAUGAGGAGGAUAAGAUCAAGGAGUUUGGAUUGUCAGACGACAAGGAAAUGACGAGAGGAGCAGGCGCACGGAAGGGUCUGCUUGUGCUAGUGAAGCGCGGCAGCAACGCAGACAUUACGCAACGCACUGGCUUCAGUAAGGAGAGAGAUAUGAAAGCAAGAUUCAACAAGAGGACCUGGAGACACCGCAAGAAGAUUAUCAUGUGGACCCCCUUGGAUCAGGAUAAAGAGGAUGAAGAUGACGUAGGGAAUGGAUGGGCGCGCCCUUUAAUUCGCCCUCCUCCACAAGUGGUCGACAAUUAUUACGACGUUGAUGAGAUGUGAACACUGAAACCCAGCCGAUUGGAUCAUGUAGCGAAUUCCCUUUUAAGUAACCUUGAAGGAGUUUGUAGGUUAUCACGCGCUACAACUUUCUCAAAGCUUCGCGAAGUAUUUCAGUAGAAUCUCAAUAAUCAUGAAGGUUUUGCCCGCU
Messenger RNA from Cucurbitaria berberidis CBS 394.84, 1508 nucleotides. RefSeq lists its product as uncharacterized. Bases 317 to 1360 code for a protein of 347 amino acids. The record is from RefSeq and is a predicted model, not a curated record. The transcript has a single exon. Lineage: Eukaryota; Fungi; Ascomycota; Dothideomycetes; Pleosporales; Cucurbitariaceae.